AAGGCGAGGAACGAGUGACAGCGGGACUGACCGCCGGGCCGUGCUCUCGGGCCGCUCCGGGGAGCGCCCGCGGCUCCAGGUCCUUCUCAGAGCCGCUGCCAUGGGAGAGCCGGCCCUGGGCGCCGGGGACCAGCCGCCGCUGCAGCCGCGCCCGCCUCGGAGUCGCGGCCCGAGUCCCAGCGCCCGAAUCCGGGCCGCUGCGUCCUCCUCCCGGGUUGCAGGGCCGCCUCCGCCGCGCUGCCGCUCCGGGCUGUGCCUGUGAUGAGCCGCAGCCCGCCGCGAGCCCUGCCCGCGGGCGCGCCCCCCCGCUUGCUCGCGGCCGCGCCUGCCGCCGGGCCGCGCGCCCUGCUCCCGCCGUGGCCCCGGCGCCCGGGUCGCCGCUGGCCCGCGUCCCCGCUCGGAAUGAAGGUGUUCCGCAGGAAGGCGCUGCUGCUGUGCGCGGGCUACGCACUGCUGCUGGCGCUCACCAUGCUCAACCUCCUGGACUACAAGUGGCACAAAGAGCCGUUGCAGCAGUGCAGCCCCGACGGGCCGCUCGGUGCCGCCGCGGCGGGGGCGGCUGGGGGCGGCUGGGGGCGUCCGGGGCCUCCCCAGGCCGCGCCGCCCCGCGCACACACCCGUACCCCAUACCGCUCUGCCGUCGCCCCCGUCCGAGCGGCUCCGGCAGCCGGGGCGGGGGCGGCGGGGGCCGCAGCCCCUCCGGGUAAUGGCACUCGGGGCACCGGGGAUGGCGGGGACAAGAGGCAGUUGGUGUACGUGUUCACCACGUGGCGCUCGGGCUCGUCCUUCUUCGGCGAGCUUUUCAACCAGAACCCCGAAGUGUUCUUCCUCUACGAGCCAGUGUGGCACGUGUGGCAAAAACUGUACCCAGGGGACGCCGUUUCCCUGCAAGGGGCGGCACGGGACAUGCUGAGCGCUCUCUACCGCUGCGACCUCUCCGUCUUCCAGCUGUACAGUCCCGCCGGCAGCGGGGGGCGCAACCUCACCACGCUGGGCAUUUUCGGCGCGGCCACCAACAAGGUGGUGUGCUCGUCGCCACUUUGCCCCGCCUACCGCAAGGAGGUCGUCGGACUGGUGGACGAUCGCGUGUGCAAGAAGUGCCCGCCGCAGCGCCUGGCGCGCUUCGAGGAGGAGUGCCGCAAGUACCGCACUCUGGUCAUCAAGGGCGUGCGUGUCUUCGACGUGGCCGUGUUGGCGCCACUUCUGCGCGACCCGGCCCUGGACCUCAAGGUCAUUCACCUGGUGCGGGAUCCCCGCGCUGUGGCCAGCUCACGCAUCCGCUCGCGCCAUGGUCUCAUCCGUGAAAGCCUGCAGGUGGUGCGCAGCCGGGACCCCCGAGCGCACCGCAUGCCCUUCCUGGAGGCCGCCGGCCAUAAGCUGGGCGCCAAGAAGGAGAGCAUGGGUGGGCCUGCAGACUACCACGCCCUUGGCGCCAUGGAGGUCAUCUGCCACAGCAUGGCCAAGACGCUGCAGACGGCCCUGCAGCCCCCUGACUGGCUGCAAGGCCACUACCUGGUGGUGCGGUACGAGGACCUGGUGGGAGACCCCGUCAAGACCCUACGGAGGGUGUAUGACUUUGUGGGGCUAUUGGUGAGCCCUGAAAUGGAGCAGUUUGCCCUCAACAUGACCAGUGGCUCGGGUUCCUCCUCCAAGCCUUUCGUGGUGUCAGCACGCAAUGCCACGCAGGCCGCCAACGCCUGGCGGACCGCCCUCACCUUCCAGCAGAUCAAACAGGUGGAGGAGUUUUGCUACCAGCCCAUGGCCGUGCUGGGCUACGAGCGGGUCAAUAGCCCUGAAGAGGUCAGAGACCUCAGCAAGACCCUGCUCCGGAAACCCCGGCUCUGAGAGGGGUUCCCGGGAGACCAGACUCCCUGUGGUGACACCCACAGAAAGAUUGUGGUGUGUUUCAACAAAAACAGCCCAGAUCCAAACUGAGGAAGCCCACACAUUCUGUUAUAGAUACAUAAUAUAAAUAACCACACAGGCACUUGCUGUCAGUGUUUUGAAUCAUUGAAUUUCAAGGAACAGCCACAAUACACACACAUCUCAGAAAAGGCAAGGCUUGAAAGUUCUGACCCGCUGCCCUUCCUCUCCUCUCCCCUGCCUUUUCUCCUUUUUUCCUACCCUCUCCCCUACCUGCCUUCCAUUUUGAAGUGGGAUGUUGAUUAAAUCAAGAUCCAGUAACCUAAAUCUUGUUUCCAAAAUUUUCGUGGUAUCUGUGAACAUGUAGAAGAGUCGUUUGGAUGUCGGGGGUGGGGUGGGAGGUGUGGGAGGGUGGAGAAAGGGGAAGUGGUCCAGGAGCAAAAGCCCCACUGGGCAUGCUAAACCAAGGAGGCAUUCUUCUAAGUAGACUUUUGUGUAAAAAGCAAAGGUUAUAUGUGAGUAUUAAUAAAGAAAAUAAUAAAUAAUAUUCUUUUUUAUAUUUGCCGCCAUUACUUUGGAUUUGCCUGUGUUCCUUGUCCUGUGCAGCUUCAGACAGAAUCUGCUCCUCCUUCUCCCACCCCCUUUUCCUGUCUGUUUCCUAGAAAACAGCUAUAAGAUGGGUGGGAGCAGCUUCAGACUCCUUGAUAAGAGCCUUGGAGUUGUGUUCUCCCAUGUAAAUCACAGCCUGUCAGGUGCCCAGGAAUGGGGACAAAUCUUCAGAUUCUAAAGGCAAAAACCAAGCAGGGCAGUGGAGGAAAAAGCACAGCACUACUUUCCUGUUCCACUUGGAGCACAGAAAGGAAGAAGCAACCCCUUGAGGAUCUGAAGGCAUUCGGUUUUGAUUACUGUUGAGUUAGCACUGGGAAACCUUGAAGCAGAGACCAGUGUUUUGGUCCUGAGGUUAGUUCAGAAAAAGGAUUUUUUAAAAAAAGAGAAGUAUGUAGUUCAAAAAACUUCUGGUGAUAACACAAACCUCAAAACUUAGUGUGAACGUUUUGUUGGCAACGGUAGCAAGUUCUUUGGUUAGAAAAGUGACAGAAGUAUCUGAGUUUGGAGCAUUUUUCUGCCUCUGACACAGUCCAUGGAGGCCUGUGAAAAGGGGAGUUUGAUCUGGGGACUGUAAGGGUACCCACAGGUUAUCUCCCUUUUUCCUGGCAUCCCAUCCAAAUUAGUGCAAAAGAGAAUGUGAAUUUAUAAUGGUUUACUUAGGUUGCUUGUGGGGUACGUCGCUUUCCUUUCAUCAUGUUUUCUGAAAGUAAAAACUUGUAAAGAAGCUACGUGUCGCUGACAGUAUAAGUCUUCAACCAAGAGCUUCUUUUAGAUAUGAAAAUAAAUUAUGGGAAAGAGGAAAUGAAAAUGAAUUAUGAGUUUGUAUGUUGGAUUUUGAGAUUUGGUAUUUUCCAGGGAAAAAAACCAUUGCAAUUUUCCUGUAGUGGUAAUGGUGUUGCUGCUGUCCUGAGCCCAUUUGUACUGAAGCAUUCUGCAGAAUGUUGUAUUAUGAUAAGAAGUUAUGAAGCUAAAUAGGAACAAGAGAGUGUAGUUGUAUAUUACAUUAAAUAUGGUACAAGUUCAAGUUCAUCAUACUUUUAUUUUACUGUAAUUCAUUGUGAGAUUUGUGCAAGCCAAUCUGUUAUAGGUUAAAUGCUGAGGAUUUCAUUUUAAGGAAAAUAUAAUGAAAAGGAAUAUGUACAUGGGAAAUAUUUUAAGUAUAAUUUUUAUUACAAUGAGAAAUCUAACUACGCUGUUAAGAAUUCCGAGAGUUUAAAAGCACAGAGGUUGAAAAAAGGGAUGUAUUUAGCAGUGGAUUUUAUAACACAUUCUAGAAUGAUUGUUUCUUAAUUUACUAAAAUUGUUUAUAGUAAUUGUGUUUAUUAAUCCAGAUUACAGCUAUAACACAUUGAUCAUGGUUUUUAUGGUAUUUUCAUGGUAGCGCCUAUGCUGAAUUAUCUUGAGCAGCAGUAGAAUAUUUGUAACAACUUUAAUUGAAGAAUACUUUAAAUGAACAAAAUAAAUAUUAAUGUUGGAUGACUAGAGAUGAAACAGGUUUAGCAGGAAAUUAAGGCAGCAUCAUUAAAAGGCAACCACUCUGAAUAAAAGAACCAUUUAAA
This is a messenger RNA of Kogia breviceps (pygmy sperm whale), 4031 nucleotides long. It is a transcript of the gene CHST2, whose product is annotated as carbohydrate sulfotransferase 2. Gene Ontology annotation, cellular component: Golgi membrane; trans-Golgi network. Gene Ontology annotation, molecular function: N-acetylglucosamine 6-O-sulfotransferase activity. Gene Ontology annotation, biological process: sulfur compound metabolic process; N-acetylglucosamine metabolic process; carbohydrate metabolic process. NCBI's taxonomy places the organism in Eukaryota, Metazoa, Chordata, Mammalia, Artiodactyla, Physeteridae. The record is from RefSeq and is a predicted model, not a curated record.